GUCAGGCGUGUCUUCAGGCUACGUCAUCACGCAAAGACAGCAUACGCUCAACCAAACGAAGCACGUUUGUUUAUGGCGAAUGAGUGGCAGAGCCCUACUGAAGUUGCUGACAGUUAGUGACUCCGUGCAGAAGCUCUCCUCUGCGCACAAAGAACAAAGAAACAGGGAUUACCAAAAUGUCUUCUACUGAGCCCGUCAUCAGAUCGAGACAGACAGAGAGAGAAGUCAAUGGAAUUUCUACACAGGUUGUCUGUACAGAGUUCAGCAAUUACAUAUUUGUAGUUCUCACUCAGUAUGGCAAAAUGGGGACAUUGAUUUCUGUCACACCUGACUCCAGAUCUAAUGAUAUCAGCACCCCAACAUUCUCCACCAAAGUACUGCUGGGCAAAGACGAGCCACUGACGCAUGUUUGUGCCAAAAACCUGGCAACUUUUGUGUCACAAGAAGCCGGCAACAGACCUGUCUUACUGGGACUGGCGCUCAAGGAUUCCUCCAUUGAUGCAAUAAAACAAAUGAAAGAGAUUAUAAAAAGUUGUCAAGUCUGGUAGAGGGUCAUAAUAAUGGACAUGGAGCCUUAAGGCUAGGUCAAAUACAGGCCUCUAGAUGCUCCCAAUGUCACAUUUUUCUCCUGUGUAUUUUUUUUAAAUAUAUAUAUAUAUUUUCUAAGUGCCAAUCUGUGAUUUAAAAAAAUAACC
Molecule: messenger RNA, 695 nt
Organism: Etheostoma spectabile (orangethroat darter)
Lineage: Eukaryota; Metazoa; Chordata; Actinopteri; Perciformes; Percidae
Gene: psmg3
Product: proteasome (prosome, macropain) assembly chaperone 3
Exons: 3
Coding region: 177-548 (123 amino acids)
Biological process (GO): proteasome assembly
Source: RefSeq, a predicted model, not a curated record